UAUAAGUAUCAAGUUUUCACCCAAAAUUCAGAAAUUUGAGAAAAUUCUAUCAGGAUCCAAGGGUCUGAAUUCUGAAAUGGGCGAAAUUUCCGAAAUUCAAAUCCCUGGCGUGGUCCUGAAUGUUGAUUUUUAACCCUGCUCUUUAUGGUAUUGGCCCUAAUUAAUCGAAACCAUGACCCGUCGGCUGCCUCUUUUCCUCCUAUUCCAAUUUCCAAAAUUCUUGAUUUGUUGAUUGCUGCCUUGCACUGGAAAGCUCGUGAAUGCCCGCAAGAUCAAGGGCUAAAACAUACAAGCAGUCGCGCAUCUCUGUCUACUGUCUACUUUCUGCCUUCUGUUCUACUUCCAAACCUCAACCAACCAACCAACCAACCAAAAGCUAAAAAUAGUGAGAAAAAAAAAUCAAGAAAAUCCUUGUUUGGUUAGAGAUUCUGUCUUUGUCGAUGGGUGGGUUGGUGGUGUCAUACCGGAGACACAUAGAAACUCAAAAUAGUAGUCACUGGAUUGGAAUAAUCGUGGUCAUCACUGGAUAAGAGACAUCUUGGCAAUUGAUCUCCCACUUGGGCAACCAUCCACGCAAAGUAGAGGUAGAGGCGUAGAGCCAUAAGCCCCAUUAACUGGUGGGGCCGCUUUACGGUCUUUAUUUCGUUCCAGAGGUCUUCAGCACCACCCUAUAACUUUCAAAAGAAAAACGGAAAAAGAAAAAUUAUGCAAAAAUAUCAGAGACCAUGAAGACUGGAUAUAGUUGUGAGUUUCAUGCGAUGCGACCCUUUCUUUGUUUUUCGUAAGAGAGAAUUUUGUCUCAGCAGACUUGUGGAUGGAAAUGCUCGGAAGAAACACACCCACCACUCAUUUCAAUCAACCAAAUCAAGCACCCAAAUCCACAUUUCUUUCUUUCUUCACACAAAUAUUCCUAAAAAAAUAAUGCAAACUUCUUCCCUUCUUCCCCUCCAGAUUCCAUGGCGAAAUUUUCAUCUCAGUACCAGCACUAGUAUAUUCUCUUCUUCUUCUUCUACUUCUUCCUCGCCUCCUCACAUCUUCUCUCCCUUCCUUGUUUAAGACUUAAGACAUGACUACUUCUUACUGCUUCUCUUCCACGAGAAACGGUUUAGCAGGAAAGGCUCUACUUCUCCAGAAUUGUCAUCUCUACCUCCGCAGACACCGCUCUUCUUCCCUCUGUCCUCAUGAGAUCAACCACCUAAGGAGAGACUGUCUACUCCUAAACCCCCAUCCACUACCUAAAUCCUCCCUCCCCACACUGAGAUUAAAAGGUUCGAAAUCGAUCCUCCCGUUGGCGACCUUAUCAUCUUUUGCCGAGGCUGAAGGAGGACGAGAGGCAUCCGAGGCUAACCAACAGCACGAGGAUGCAGGAGCAGAGGAGUUACCGGAAAUGGCAAAGGCCUUCAACAUCUCUUCCAGCACGGCUUCAGCGAUCUCCAUCUGCAUAGCCUUCGCAGCCCUCGGCCUUCCGUUUUUUAUGAAGUCGUUGGGGCAAGGGUUGGCGCUCAAGACAAAGUUGCUUUCCUAUGUGACCCUGUUGCUGGGAUUUUACAUGGCUUGGAAUAUCGGAGCUAACGAUGUGGCCAAUGCAAUGGGGACUUCUGUAGGUUCGGGUGCUCUCACCCUUCGCCAAGCGGUGCUGACUGCGGCUGUGCUAGAAUUUUCAGGGGCGCUUUUGAUGGGAACCCACGUCACCAGCACUAUGCAGAAGGGGAUUCUUGUUGCUAAUGUCUUUCAAGGAAAGGAUUCCUUGCUCUUCGCUGGAUUGCUUUCUUCUCUGGCUGCUGCCGGUACCUGGUUGCAGGUUGCAUCCUAUUAUGGUUGGCCUGUCUCCACUACACACUGUAUAGUAGGAGCCAUGGUUGGAUUUGGUCUAGUUUAUGGAGGAGUUGGUGCUGUCUUCUGGAGCUCACUGGCAAGGGUGACUUCAUCAUGGGUCAUCUCACCCAUCAUGGGAGCAGUAGUUUCAUUUAUUGUCUACAAAUGUAUCCGCAGGUUUGUGUAUAGUGCUACAAAUCCAGGGCAGGCUGCUGCUGCAGCUGCACCAGUUGCUGUCUUUCUGGGUGUAACUGGCAUUUCCUUCGCUGCCUUCCCUCUUAGCAAGAGUCUCCCUCUAGCUCUGUUGCAGGCAUUAGCAUUUGGAACUGCAGGCGCAUUCAUGGUCAGUAGUGUUAUCCACAAAGAGCUUGGUCACCUCCUCCUCAAGUCCAAAUCGUCAGAAGAAGAGACAAAAGAGGAUACUUCCCUAAACAAAAAUUUAGGAUUCCUAUCUGACAUUGCCGGUCCCAAAGGGACCCAGCUGGAAAUUGUCUAUGGUGUCUUUGGCUACAUGCAGGUUUUGUCAGCCUGCUUCAUGUCAUUUGCCCAUGGUGGCAAUGAUGUCUCUAAUGCAAUAGGCCCUUUGGCUGCUGCGUUAUCAAUUCUCCAAGGAGGUGCUAGUGGAGCUGAGAUUAUUAUCCCAAAUGAUGUCCUUGCCUGGGGAGGAUUUGGGAUUGUUGCAGGACUAAUGAUGUGGGGCUAUAGGGUAAUAGCAACAAUUGGGAAGAAAAUUACAGAGCUAACACCAACAAGGGGAUUUGCAGCUGAGUUUGCAGCAGCUUCAGUAGUUCUAUUUGCAUCGAAGUUGGGAUUACCCAUAUCUGCAACCCACACUCUUGUGGGAGCAGUCAUGGGUGUAGGAUUUGCAAGGGGACUUAAUAGUGUAAGAGCAGAAACUGUGAGGGAGAUCGUUGCUUCUUGGGCUGUCACAAUUCCAGUUGGUGCAUUCUUUGCUGUUUUCUAUACAUGGAUCCUGACAAGGCUCCUAGCAUAUGUACCUUGAGGCAUUUUAUCAAGAGGUUGAAAGAAAAAAUAUUUCCAGGCAUAUGAUUGUGGAAAGAUUUCCUUCCCUGUCCUUUCCCUUUUUUGAUUGUUGCAAGGAAUGUUAAAGUUAUUGACCCACAUGACUUCCUGUAAGAGAAUGGGUACCUGAAAUUUAAAAAGUAAUAUUUUUACCAAUGCAAUGCAUGUUGCAGUGAAGGUUCCAAGUGAACCUCUGUUUUGGAUUUCCAAUAAAAGAUUAUGGUUUCUAUUUGAUUCCUCUUAAAA
Messenger RNA from Nelumbo nucifera (sacred lotus), 3084 nucleotides. It is a transcript of the gene PHT2;1, whose product is annotated as phosphate transporter 2;1. NCBI's taxonomy places the organism in Eukaryota, Viridiplantae, Streptophyta, Magnoliopsida, Proteales, Nelumbonaceae. Gene Ontology annotation, biological process: phosphate ion transmembrane transport. Gene Ontology annotation, molecular function: phosphate transmembrane transporter activity. Gene Ontology annotation, cellular component: membrane. The record is from RefSeq and is a predicted model, not a curated record.